Diabrotica balteata is the source of this 744-nucleotide messenger RNA. The record is from the annotation of a GenBank genome assembly. Lineage: Eukaryota; Metazoa; Arthropoda; Insecta; Coleoptera; Chrysomelidae.
UAUAAAAGAAGACGAAAAGUUAGGUUAUAGAAUUUUUCAAAUCAGAAAUAAAUUUUAUCUAAGUAAAAAUAAAUGGCUCUAAGGAAAAUACUAUUCAAUUCUGUUAAUUUUCAAAAAUUAUUUCAACCUGUCAUAAUACAAUGUAAUCAUAUUCAUAGUUCGUCGACGAACCAUGCAUGGACAAACCAGGAAAGAAACACAAAAAAAUGGUUGAAGUAUAAUGAAAAAGUGUAUCCGCCUCAACAACCAGAUGAGGAAACAAGAAAAGCAUUUGUUUGCCAUCAAAGGACAAAUAUUAAAUACAGUCCAUGGAAGAUGUGGUACAUAGCUUGCUUAAUUAGGGGUAUGCCAGUAGACGAGGCUAUCAAACAGUUAAAGUUUGUAGUUAAAAAGGGGGCAAAAGACGUUAGGGAAGUCCUGGAAGAAGCCAAGGAGUUAGCUGUUAAGGAACACAAUGUGGAGUUUGCCAGUAACUUAUGGGUUGCUGAAUCGUUUGUGGGGAAGGGUGCUGUCAUUAAAGGUAUGAGAAGGCAUGCUAGGCAAAGGUUUGGAAUAGUUGAAUAUGUCCAUUGCCACUACUUUGUUAGGCUAGAAGAAGGUCAACCACCAGAACAUUAUUAUUUAUCACAUCCCAAAGAACCGCAUGAACAAUUAGAGGAUUGGUUAGCUCAAAUGAGAAGAAGGAAAAUCACCAAUUCAUUGUAAUUUUAGUGUAGAUAUCUAAAUAAAUGUUUCCUAUAUGAA